This is a messenger RNA of Loxodonta africana (African savanna elephant), 1796 nucleotides long. RefSeq names its product tripartite motif containing 40 (gene TRIM40). The transcript has 3 exons. Gene Ontology annotation, biological process: protein ubiquitination. The record is from RefSeq and is a predicted model, not a curated record. Gene Ontology annotation, cellular component: nuclear body. NCBI's taxonomy places the organism in Eukaryota, Metazoa, Chordata, Mammalia, Proboscidea, Elephantidae. Gene Ontology annotation, molecular function: zinc ion binding; ubiquitin protein ligase activity.
CUGAAGCCUGUGAAAAUGGCCUGAAAUUGCGGCAACAGAAAUGGAGGUAGGAUACUAAGUGAGAUUUUCACGGGGAAACUAGGCAAGAUGUGUAAGGUGAGGGAAUGGGAGUGACUGGCCGGUCUUUAUGGGAAGUAGGGGGUACUUUCCUCUUUGGAUCAUCUUUGGAGGUGGUUUGAAAAGCAGGGACAAGGUGGCUUCAUCCUGUACACACAUCUCUGGUUUGCUCUAUGUCCUGUUCUCUUUUCCUUUCCCUCUCAUUGUGAAAUUCAUGCAGCCCUGGAAAGAAUGUUGGUUGGGAAAAUGACUAGCUAACAGAGAUGCUGAAGCAAAUGUUUGGUAGUAAUAAUUGAUAGCAAUUAGCCAAAUUCUCAGAGUGUGACUACAAGCCAUCUAGUAUCACAGUUUGGGAGAGGCCACUUGAAACUCCUUCCAAAUUCUCUCGACAGAGAGCAAAUCAGAGAAGCCUUUCAACUUGUAGGUUUAUGAUACUCUGACAUUUGAAUUUCGAGCUGUAAAAAUACGAAAACUCUUGAACAGAAAAUACCAUUGAUUUUUAAUCAUCUGCUUCCUCCAGAUCUAUGAAAAAUGAAGAGUAAUUUCAAGUUUAGCAAAUACAAGGAAACCAGAGGGCACAUUUCAAGGCUGAUGAGAUAUUUUUGAAACUUGUACAGAAUUGGGGUUUGGAUGGACCAUGCUACGGCUCCAUUGAUGGAGAGUGGGCAGUUGCCUGAAGUUAGCAGACUGAGCCAUGUCCUCUCAGCUGCUCCAGGGCUGCCUCCUUCCAGUUGAGCUAUCUUAUCCGGGACUGUCUGGUGUGGUGAGGUCCCAGCGGGGAAGGAGGCCCUGCAGGCAGGAGGCUGGUGGGGUGGGGUGGAGGCCAUGGUUCCUUUGCAUGAGGACAGUCGAGAGGAGGGCCUUUGCUCCAUCUGCCAGGAGCACUUGAAGGAGGCAGUGAGGACUGACUGUGGACACCUCUUCUGUCGAGUGUGCUUGGCCCUUUACCUGAAGGACUGCGCCCUAAAAGCUGUCUGCCCUGUCUGCCGGGCCCCCUGUUCUGAGAAGGUGCUGGGGGAAGGCUACAUCUGCCAGAGCCACCAGGAGAGGGUGAGCUUGUUCUGCGAAGAGAGCUGCCUUCUUCUGUGUGUGAAAUGCCAGGAAUGCCCUGAACACCAGUCUCAUCGGGAGUUGGCCAUUGAAGAGGCCAUCAGUCACUACAAGGAACGACUCAGCCGCCGGUGCAGGAAGCUCAGAAAGGACCUCGGGGAACUUCAGCGGCUCAAAGCUCAGGAGGAGGACAAGCAGCAAAUUCCACAGUUUCGGGUAGACUGUAGGAAUUACAGGCUGGAGGCUGAGCUGGAAAGCCAGCACCAAGCCAGUUAACAGUUGAAUGCCCUUCCUCAGCAGCAGCUGGACCAGCUAGAGGACAAGCCAGCAGAGAAGGCCAGAAUCUUAGACAUCUCCAGGGCAAUAACACAGCACAGCAACCUGAUCACUGAUCUGGAGAGGACGGCCAAGCAGCUGGGGGCCAACAUGCUGAAGGUGCAUGCCCUGAGGCACCUCCCAAAGACCAGGGUUCUCCCAGAAUAGUAAACACACUUCCUGCAACACCCCUUUGGGAGGCAUCAGUGGGAGAGGCUUCUUCCAUGAUGUAUGUGGACAGGGGCUUGUCCAAGGUCACACACUAUUCCUCCAGCAGAGUGGGGUACAGAAGAGGGGUGCUAUCCCCCCACCCAGUUCUCAGGGUGACACUCAAGACAACUUCCAAGAGUGAGUUGGGGAGGGAGUUUGGAGGU